Messenger RNA from Pipistrellus kuhlii (Kuhl's pipistrelle), 1806 nucleotides. Its product is annotated as serine/threonine-protein kinase MARK2. The record is from RefSeq and is a predicted model, not a curated record. The transcript has a single exon. Gene Ontology annotation, cellular component: cytoplasm. Gene Ontology annotation, biological process: protein phosphorylation; intracellular signal transduction. Gene Ontology annotation, molecular function: protein serine/threonine kinase activity; ATP binding. The coding region runs from base 1 to 1806 and encodes 601 amino acids. NCBI's taxonomy places the organism in Eukaryota, Metazoa, Chordata, Mammalia, Chiroptera, Vespertilionidae.
AUGCCCCAUUGCCCUAUCCCGACUACCUUCAAGGGGCAGUGCAUAGGAGACUAUGUGUUAGGGAAAUCUAUCGGCAAGGGCGCGCGCUCAAAGGUGCGGGUGGCCAGACACAUGCCCACGGACACCAAGGUGGUAGUAAAGAGCAUCGUCCGGCGUGGUGUCGGUGUCUCCAGUUCCUGCCGAGAGCUCCGCUGUUUAAGAACCCUACAGCACCGAAAUAUCUCGCGGUUGCUGGAGGUAGUGGUGGACCCCGAAGAGGUACAUCUGGUGAUGGAGUACGUGCGCGGCGGGGACCUGAAGGCGCACCUGGAGCGGCGCCGCCGCCUCACCGAGCGCCAGGCCCGCGCGGUGUUCCGCCAGGUCGUCGUGGCCCUCCACCUGUGCCACCGGCGCGGCUUCGCGCACCUGGACAUCAAGCCGGAUAACAUCCUCUUAGAAGAAGACCUCACUGCCAAGCUGGCGGACUUCGGCCUCAGCCACGAGGCCACCGAGCUGCUGACCAGCUGUUGGGGAACACUGUACUACAUGGCGCCCGAGGUGCUGCGGGGCAGGCCGUAUGAUGGCCGCAAGGCCGACGUCUGGGGCCUGGGCGCCUCCCUCUACAAGGCGGUGACGGGGCGCGUGCCCUUCCCGGGCAACAGCGAUGAGAAGAUCACGCAGCGCAUAUUGGAUGGGCACUACAAACCGCCCUACUACAUGUCGGAGGCGGGCAGGAGCUUCCUCCAGCGGCUCCUGACGGUCGACCCCGACCAGAGGCCGACCCUGGAGGAGGCCAUGCGGAUGCCCUGGAUGGACCUGGGUCCAGAAGACCUGCCUCCCGACAGCGAGCCGCCCGGGGAGGACCUGGACCCCCAGGUGGUGGAGACCAUGCGCCGCAUGGGCUUUAGGGAGGAGGACAUCAGGGACUCCGUGGCGGGCCAGACAUUCGAUCGAAUAAUGGGGACUUACCGCAUCCUCCUCAUGACCAUGGGCAGGAUGGCCAUGGGGAGGAUGCCGGGCCGCACCGUCAAGGUCAGGCCCUACCGGCCCCCUGACACUGGGGCCGCCACCCCUUCCAGCCGCGAGGAGUCCCGGUCAUCGGGGGGCUCGUCAGGACCAUCAGUGGCGAGCCCCCCCUGCCGGUGGGCGGAGAAGACCAGCGCCCAGCCGUCCAGCCUGGAGACCAUCGCCUCCUCCCCUCUUCCCCUGGAGCCUGUGCAGGCGCUCCAGGCAGAGGGCUCGCCAAGACCAUCCAUGGUGAGGCCCCCGUGCCUGGGGGUGAAAAAGACAUACGCGCUGCCCCUGCCACCAUCCAGCCUGGAGACCACCGCCGCCUCCCCUCUUCCCCUGGAGCCUGUGCAGGCGCUCCAGGCAGAGGGCUCGCCAAGACCAUCCAUGGUGAGGCCCCCGUGCCUGGGGGUGAAAAAGACAUACGCGCUGCCCCUGCCACCGUCCAGCCUGGAGACCACCGCAGCCUCCCCUCUUCCCCUGGAGCCUGUGCAGGCGCUCCAGCCCGGGACCCGCGGCCCAGCCCCGCAGCUCCGCCCGGGGGGCGCCCCCACCCCCCGCACCAGCAACCGCUUCUGCAGCAGUGAGAGCAAGGCUGUAAAGGCGGAGAACCAGGAGGGAGCCCCCCCUGACAGCUCCCCCCAAGACGGCAGCCCCCCCCAAGAGGGCAGCCCCCGAGCCUCUCCCGCCGCCAACACCAGGGCCCGGCCGGGCUUGGCGCAAAGGGCCUGGCAGACAUUCCUAAAGGUCUUCUGCUGCGGCGUUGACACAACCAAACCCCGCAGGAAGAGAACCAGCGUCCACCCUGGUAACACUUGA